Molecule: messenger RNA, 1404 nt
Organism: Scatophagus argus
Lineage: Eukaryota; Metazoa; Chordata; Actinopteri; Scatophagidae
Gene: jagn1a
Product: jagunal homolog 1a
Exons: 3
Coding region: 163-714 (183 amino acids)
Biological process (GO): granulocyte colony-stimulating factor signaling pathway; endoplasmic reticulum organization; vesicle-mediated transport
Cellular component (GO): endoplasmic reticulum membrane
Source: RefSeq, a predicted model, not a curated record
GAGGAGAGAUGCUGAAGCUGCGGUAGGAGGGGGUUCGGUAGAGCUUUUGCACAUGCGCAGAACUGUUUACAACAUCCAUUUGUCACAUCUUUUGUUUGCACAAUUUCUAACAAGGAGUUCAGCCAAACGACAAGGAAAAACGUCUAGUAGGUUUCCUUCAUCAUGACAUCGCGUGCUGGUCCCAGAGCUGCUGGUACCAAUGGAAAUGACUUCAAACUCAGGGAGAGGGUGGCCCCACAUUACCAAAUGAGUGCUUCCUUGAAGUCGGAAGUACGGAAGUUAAACCUGGUCCACCUUCUGAUCUGGCUGCUGGUGGCAGCACAGGUGACUGUCAGCCAUUUCAACCUGGUGUCACAUGACACAGUGUCGAUGCCAUAUCAGUGGGAAUACCCAUACCUGCUCAGCUUCCUCCCUCUGCUCUGCAGCAGCAUGUCACUUCCAAAGAAUAAUAUCAGUUACAUGGUCAUAUCCAUGAUCACUGCAGGGCUGUUUUCUGUGGCACCUCUCAUUUAUGGUGGAAUGGAGAUGUUUCCUGUAGCACAACAGCUCUACCGCCAUGGGAAGGCCUACCGCUUCAUUUUUGGCUUCUCUGCUGUGACUGUUAUGUACCUAAUUAUGGUGAUUGCUGUUCAAGUGCACGCCUGGCAGUUAUAUUACAUGAAAAAGCUAUUAGACUCAUGGUUCAAUACCACUCAGGAGAAGAAGAAGAAAUAAUUUAGUGACAAAAACUGUGACUUGGGAAACUUUAAGUAAUUUGUACAGUUAAGUUAUAAGUCUUAUUUGUGUUUAUUUACACAGCCAUCAUUAUCAUGUUACAUCAUAUGUUUGACACUAGUGGCAUAGAUGUAAAAUAAAGCAAGAUGUAUGAUUUUUGCAGGAACCUGGAUUUUUGUCAUGAUUAUUUAAAGCAGAUGAUAAGUGUCUAGCACCUGCGAUCAGGAGUGGCAUCAAAGCAACAUCCGCAAAUGGCAUUCAGUCACUUUACACCCUGUUUAUCUCUGAGCCUAGACUACAGCUUUGUUCAAACAGAUAAACGAGUUAUUUGGGACAAUGAAAUAAGUGUUGCCAUGUUUUAAACAGAAUAGCUCAUACUCACAAGUGGGUCAGUGAUUUUUCCAGUACAAACAUUUUGCUUAGAAAUCGCAACCGUAUGUGUUUAAGGAAGCAGGUUUACCUUUGCUGCAGAUGUGCUGAUGUUAUCUCCUUCAUUAAGUCUACCUCUCGCAAUAUUUUCUUUCCUUCAGAGUGUAUGUAAACUAUUAAAAAGGAAGGUGGUAAUCACAAUAGUUACCCGUGCUGUUGUGUUUUGGUGCAUUCUCAUUAAGCAUAAGAAAGCCAGUUUAUAAAGCCUGUGUACAUAAAUAAAAUAUGCCUUGUAAACUAAAUAAAAAUAAAGUAAAUGCU